AUGCAACACUCUCUCAGCUCCGAUCUUCUUCCGCUAGAAACUUCCUCUCGUUUUCAUUUACGCCUACAAACCAAGCAUGCAAAUAUUACCAAGUCCCAACUUCUCAUUAAUAACCCUUUUACGAAAACAACAAAAACUCUCGACCUCACUUCACCGGCUACGUCACCAUCGUGUCCGGUUAAGCUCAAACCACCGCAUCAUCACUUAAACCCUAUCCAGAAGCUAGCAGCUUCCAUGCUCGACAAAAUCGAGUCCUCCCUCGUUGUACCAAUGGAACAAAACCACCCUCUACCUAAACCGACCGAUCCAUCUAUUCAAUUAUCAGGAAAUUUCGCUCCGGUUAAUGAAUGUCCGGUUCAAAACGGUUUAGAAGUUGUCGGUCAUAUUCCUCCUUGUCUACGUGGAGUCUACAUCCGUAACGGCGCUAAUCCUAUGUUUCCGCCGUUAGGUGGACACCAUUUGUUUGACGGUGACGGAAUGCUGCACGCCGUUAGAAUUGGUUCUGAUAACCGGGUUAGUUACAGCUGCCGGUACACUAAAACAAGCCGGCUUGUUCAGGAAGCCGAGCUAGGCCGUUCGGUCUUCCCCAAACCCAUCGGCGAGCUUCACGGUCACUCCGGUUUGGCUCGACUCGCUUUAUUCGCCGCUCGAGCUGAGAUUGGGCUUGUGGACGCGACACGUGGCAUGGGUGUAGCUAACGCCGGCGUCAUUUACUUUAACGGAAGAUUAUUAGCCAUGUCAGAGGAUGAUCUCCCUUACCACGUGAAGAUCAACGGCCAUGGAGAUCUCGAGACUAUCGGACGGUUCAGAUUUGAUGGACAGAUCGAUUGUCCACUAAUAGCGCAUCCUAAGGUGGACCCUACCACAGGAGAUCUUCACACGCUGAGUUACAACGUUUUGAAGAAACCUCAUCUCAAAUAUCUUAAAUUCGACACGUGCGGAAAAAAGACACGUGACCUUGACAUCACACUCGAGCAACCCACGAUGAUUCACGAUUUUGCGAUAACUGAAAAUUUCGUCGUGAUCCCGGAUCAGCAAAUGAUAUUCAAACUAUCCGAAAUGAUUCGGGGCGGGUCACCGGUUAUCUACGAAAGAGAGAAGAUUUCAAGAUUCGGUGUUUUGUCAAAACAGGAUUCGACCGGGUCGAGUAUUAAUUGGGUCGACGUACCCGACUGCUUCUGUUUCCAUUUAUGGAACGCGUGGGAAGAGAUAACCAAGGACGGUGACCCGGUUAUCGUUGUAAUUGGUUCGUGCAUGAACCCGCCCGACACGAUUUUCAGCGAAUCUGGAGAACCGACUCGGAUUGAAUUAACUGAAAUACGGUUAAACAUGCGGACAAAAGAAUCGAACCGGAAGAUCAUCGUAACCGGGAUGAAUUUAGAAGCGGGUCAAGUAAACCGAAAUUUCCUGGGCCGAAAAACCCGGUUUGUUUAUUUAGCGAUAGCCGAUCCUUGGCCGAGAUGCAAUGGCUUUGCGAAGGUGGAUUUAGAGAACGGAAACGUUUCAGAAUUCAAAUACGGACCGGGCCGGUUCGGUGGCGAACCGUACUUCGUACCGGAUGGAGAAGGAGAAGACGAAGGGUACGUAAUGGGGUUUGUGAGGGACGAGGAGGGAAAUGAGUCGGAGUUUGUGGUGGUUAACGCAUCAGAGAUGAAGCAAGUCGCGGCGGUGCGGCUACCGGAGAGAGUACCGUACGGUUUCCACGGAACGUUCGUGAGCGAGAAUCAGUUGAAGGAACAAGUUUAA
Messenger RNA from Eruca vesicaria subsp. sativa (arugula), 1746 nucleotides. The record is from the annotation of a GenBank genome assembly. Lineage: Eukaryota; Viridiplantae; Streptophyta; Magnoliopsida; Brassicales; Brassicaceae.